Gaeumannomyces tritici R3-111a-1 is the source of this 1475-nucleotide messenger RNA. RefSeq lists its product as hypothetical. Bases 185 to 1279 code for a protein of 364 amino acids. The record is from RefSeq and is a predicted model, not a curated record. Lineage: Eukaryota; Fungi; Ascomycota; Sordariomycetes; Magnaporthales; Magnaporthaceae. The transcript is spliced from 2 exons.
CUGGGCGCCGAAUGACGAUACCUACCCCCACUGCCGUACCACAUCGAACGGGGUUGCGAACUCGGCCAAGCUGAGAGCAGCUCCUCAGCCAAGAGCCUCAACAAGGCCAAGGCCAUCAACCCGACGCUAGCAUCUGCCGCCUCGUCUCGCACAGCGAGCGAGGCUGGCGCUGCAGGCUACCAGCAUGGCCUCCUCGAGCACGGCAUUCUCGGCUACAUCCUCGCUCACACCAUCUGCAUCUGCACCUCCAUCUCCUUCGCUAGCAAGCGUGGGCGCGACCCUGCCGACCGAAUCCUUUGACGAGUUGGGCGAUCUCCAACUAAUCAUCGGCGCCGAUGGCCCGGAUCAAGCCCGGUUCACCGUAUGCUCUCGGGCGCUCUCGCGGACGUCUCCCGUACUCAAAGCCAUGCUCGGUGGCCCCUGGCUGGAAAAGCGCCCGGCGAACGGCGACGUCAACUGGGUUGUAGCACUUCCUGAAGACGAUCGGAGAAAUAUGGAGAUCAUUCUUGCCGUCGCCCAUGGAAGUUUUCGCAGGCUCCCCCGAACAAUAGGUCUUGAUGAUCUUUAUCAACUUUGCUUCUGUAUCGACAAGUACGACAUCUCCGAGGGCUUAAUGCCCUGGGUUGACAAAUGGUGCAGCGGCGUGGAGGCGCAGGUAGUAUGGACGACUAUCGCAGCGAAAGACGCCGCAAAAGUGCUGUGGAUCGGUUGGGUCCUUGGCAAUUUGGGGUUUGUCGAAAAAUCCGCCGAGCGACUGUUAAAGUCCACGAAGCCGUCGGAAGUAGCAACACUGGCAUCUCUGGAUCCGACUGGGCUCAUCGGCGAUAUUCAAAAGAUGCAGCUGGAGACUGUCCACCAGAUCGUAAAGGAGGUAAAUGGCAUCUGGACUACCCUAACCACUCUCCACGCAUUUUCGAGCAGUCGGAGGCGCUGCAUAUCAACAGAUAUUCCCAACAAGGAAUUAUGUGACGCCGCUACCCUUGGUAAACUUACCGUGUCUCUGGUUCGUGAGGGCUUCUUCGAUCAAAAGAAAUGCCACGGCUUCGACAUAACGAGCCUUUUACAGGCGGUAUCGCGAAUCGCCGAUGAGAACUUUUCUCUUGGGAACCUUAGGUCGGCUCAUAGAAACUGCGGGCCAAGCCUGCAACUUAAGAAACUGCAGGAAAAGCUGAGGAAAGAUUUGCCCGCGCCUGUAACCAAGACUAGCCACAAGAUUGUGGCUGCGCGGCGGAAGAACAUUGGCGUCGAUGACGACAAGGCGGAAGUGAAGGCCGGCUGAGUAUCGGAUCGCAGCGAGCCGGGUCGUGACGUCUCCUUUCAUCUCUUUGUACCCUAUUUAUCACUUUCCGGACGAGAUGUGCGUUCCGGCAACACCAAAGCCGUAACCACACAGCCUAGCUUUUAUACUUAUCAGAAUACUAGCUGAAUAGAGUCUGGCCUGGCACUCACCCAUUCUCGUGGCAAUUCUCUCAAAC